Messenger RNA from Xyrauchen texanus (razorback sucker), 3958 nucleotides. Its product is annotated as anoctamin-1-like. Gene Ontology annotation, molecular function: chloride channel activity; protein dimerization activity. The transcript is spliced from 25 exons. Gene Ontology annotation, biological process: chloride transmembrane transport. Lineage: Eukaryota; Metazoa; Chordata; Actinopteri; Cypriniformes; Catostomidae. Bases 16 to 3120 code for a protein of 1034 amino acids. Gene Ontology annotation, cellular component: plasma membrane. The record is from RefSeq and is a predicted model, not a curated record.
CUUUGCUGGAAACGAAUGAACUGUUGCUGUUUCAUCGGGCGUUUGUGUUUUUCAUUCAGAGACAAAAUGCUCCAAACAAGUGACAACAAGAUACACGUGGCCAAUAACCUCAUGGACAUGGAGCAGGACCCUCGCAAACAGCUCUGCUUUACUGACGGGCGAAGGAAAGUGGACUAUGUGCUGGUCUACCACUACCGAAAACGUUCCUCUAUCAGGGGGUCCCCUAGUCAGCAUAGACUGUCCAUUAUCUCAAAUGGUAGUUACCCUUUAGGAGUGGAGGACAAAGACUUGGAUGAACCCACGGAGGUGGUGGUGGACAUUGGACCUCCAGACCCUGCUGAUGGGGAGAAGAUCAUGAUCCGAGAGGAGUUUGAGGGCAAUUUAAAGGACGCAGGGCUGGAAAUAGAGCGUGAUGAAGAGAACAAGAUCCAUGGUCAUGCCUUCAUCAGGCUUCAUGCUCCUUGGCACGUUUUGAGCAGAGAAGCAGAGUUUCUCAAGAUCAAGGUGCCCACAAAGAAGAGUUUUGAGUUGAGAGAAGAUAACGGUCUGGCUGCCACCAUGAAUGAAGUGUGGCGUAAGAUAAAUCAGCCAUUUCAACCAAACGUCCCCCAUCAGGAGGAAGAGCACAGCCGGACCAAAUUUCUCUCACACUGCUUCUCCCGGGACAAGCUCCACCUGUACAACAUCAAUUCAAAGGACACGUUCUUCGACAAUGCCACAAGGAGCCGAAUUGUGUAUGAAAUCCUCAGACGCACGGCCUGCACCCGGACCUGCCAAACCAUGGGUAUCACCAUGCUAAUAGCUAAUGGUGUUUAUGAUUCAGCAUUCCCAUUGCAUGAUGGUGACUUUCGUCCCAUUGGACAAGCUGAGGGAAAGAACGACAGACAGUUGUUACAUGAUGAAUGGGCAAGAUACGGUGCUUUUUACAAGUAUCAGCCUGUUAAUCUUAUCAGGAAGUACUUUGGGGAGAAGAUUGGUCUCUACUUUGCCUGGCUUGGUCUCUAUACUCAACUGCUGAUCCCUGCAUCUGUGGUGGGCAUCAUUGUGUUUUUCUACGGCUUGGCAACUGUGGAAACAAACAUACCCAGCCAGGAGAUGUGUUACGAAGAUCAGAACUUCACCAUGUGUCCUCUCUGCGACCGGGCAUGUGACUACUGGAAUCUGAGCACAGCUUGUGGCACAGCGCGUGCCAGCCAUCUCUUUGACAACCCAGCCACAGUGUUCUUUGCCAUUUUCAUGUCCCUCUGGGCUGCAAUGUUUUUAGAGCACUGGAAGCGCAGACAGAUCAGUCUGAACUAUAGCUGGGAUUUGACGGGCAUGGAGGAGGAGGAGGAACAUCCCAGACCCAAAUACGAAACGAUACUCCUUCAGAAGAGGCAGAGGAAGAAGAAAAAUAAGAUGAGCAAAAAUGAGUCUGAGAGAGGUGUGGAAGAGAGCGGGGAGCUGGGCAAGGACAAAUGGAGACAGAGGUUACUUUCAGCCAUGGCUGCUGGGAAUCCGCAUGGACAUGAGACACUAACAUGGAGGGACAGACUGCCUGGAUAUCUAAUCAACAUUUCCUCCAUUCUCUUCAUGUUUGGUGUGACAUGCUCUGCCGUGUUCAGUGUCAUCAUUUACCGCAUCACUAUCUCCACUCUCAUGGCAAUGAGCCCAGAUCCAGAGGUCAAGUCUAACGUGCGGGUGACCGUCACAGCCACUGCUGUUAUCAUCAAUCUGGUGGCCAUUCUCAUUCUAGAUGAGAUCUACGGCAUGGUGGCUGUCUGGCUCACCGAACUGGAGAUCCCCAAAACAGAGACGAACUUUGAGGAGCAGCUGAUUCUGAAGGCUUUCCUCCUGAAGUUCAUGAAUGCUUAUGCACCCAUCUUCUAUGUGGCCUUCUUCAAAGGAAGGUUUGCAGGCCGCCCUGGUGACUAUGUUUAUGUCUUCAAUGACUACCGUAUGGAAGAGUGUGCUCCUGGUGGCUGCCUGAUUGAACUCUGCAUUCAGCUCAGUAUCAUCAUGCUGGGGAAGCAGCUUAUUCAGAAUAACAUCUUCGAGAUUGGCAUUCCAAAGCUGAAGAAGCUGUGCCGCACGCUGAAGGACAAGGAACAUGCCCCCAAAGAGAUUGUAGAGCAGCCGGGUCGCUUCCAACAGUGGCAUCUAGACUACGACCUAGAGCCAUUUGACGGUCUUACACCUGAAUACAUGGAGAUGAUCAUUCAGUUUGGUUUCGUUUCACUAUUUGUGGCUUCAUUCCCUUUGGCUCCACUUUUUGCCCUCCUAAACAACAUCAUUGAGAUCCGUCUUGACGCCAAGAAGUUUGUCACAGAGCUUCGCAGGCCGGAUGCCGUGAGGGCCAAAGAUAUUGGUAUCUGGUUCAACAUCCUGAGUGGUAUGGGCAAAUUCUCAGUCAUCAUCAAUGCCUUUGUCAUCUCCUUCACGUCAGAUUUUAUCCCUCGUCUGGUCUACCAGUACAUGUACAGCGAGACGGGCACCAUGCAUGGCUUCAUCAACCACACACUCUCUUACUUCAAUGUCAGCAACUUUAAAGCAGGAACUGUACCAACCAUCUCCAGUCUCGGCAAACACAUCACAGUCUGCAGGUACAAAGACUACAGAGAACCACCAUGGUCGUCCGAGCCUUACCAGUUCUCCAAACAGUACUGGUCUGUUCUAGCGGCUCGGUUAGGCUUCGUCAUCUUGUUCCAGAACCUUGUGAUAACCAUGAGCAUGCUGGUGGACUGGGUGAUCCCAGACGUGCCCAAGAACAUCAGCGAGCAGCUGAAGAAGGAGAAGACCCUUCUAGUGGAUGUCUUCUUGAAUGAGGAAAAGGAGAAGCUUCAGCUCAUCCAGAGCUUGUUCUCCAAAGACCUGACCCAAGAACAGCAGGAGGAGCUGCCGGCCUCAAAUCAAACCUCUCGGCUCCUCCAGCAAGCCCACCCUGGCCCGUCCCUGCCCACACCUGCCCUGUCCCCGGCCCCACCCCUGUCCUCCACGUCCCCUCACACCCGCCCCCGAGCGGCAAGCUUCAGCCAAUUCAUCUGUCAAAUGUCUCCCCACAGUGACAUCACCCAACAUACAGCCUUUGACGGAGGUCAGAGUGAGAGGACGGAUGCGAGUCUACCAGCAGAAUGUCUUUAAGAGUGCCUGAACACUGGAUUUUGAGGAUUCGAAGAGGGAAGAAAGUUGUGUUUGAAGUUUUGGGAAUACGGUGCCCAAUUUUACGUGGAACAAGAGAGAUCGCCCUUGUUUUGGUUACAGAACUGUGUUUUAAUGUCUGUCUGCAGGCUCCACGUCUGGUUUUCAAACCCUCAGAUGGCCGUUUUGAGGGAUGUCUGACAUUAACAUUGCCACAGAGCUGAACUUCAAUAGGACCGCUUGCAGAUGCAAUCACUCCGUAUGCAUUGCAAUUUGAUGGUCCCACUUCCAAGGGGCCUCUUGAAGUCCUUGGAAUGUUAUUUUUUCACCGAUUUAUUCUUCAAUGGUCUUAAAUGAGGGUUUUUGUCAAUAAAACUGUAUGUCAGUUACAUACAGACAUUGCAUAAUCUGUUCAUUCUGUCCAAAAGCAAACUGCUUUGCACAUUGUUCAUGAUAUGUAGCAUAUAAUGGCAAAUAAUAACCUUUCAUUUUCUUAGGUAACAGCAUUACUGUAGGCUGUAUUUGUGCUCAUUAAUUUGGCUGUUCUUGGUUUACUGAAGAGUAUGAUACAUGUUAAUUUAACUAAGGUGCAAAAAACAAAAAAAAUGUAUGUGCAAUGAUACUACAAUUUAUUCUGUGAUAUAAAACGUGGGGCUGAAAUGUACUGUUUUGUCUAUUGAAAGAUCCAGCCCUCUCGUAAUGUAACAAAUGAACUGACUUUCAAUGUACAAGAACAAUUAAGGCAAUAUGUAAUUAAACUCAUGUUUUGUCAAUCCACAUAUUUAUGCUAUGCCUUCUGAUGAUGUACAGGGCUACUACUGUAGAUUUAGAUCACACAGCA